This is a messenger RNA of Ipomoea nil (Japanese morning glory), 702 nucleotides long. RefSeq names its product protein FAR1-RELATED SEQUENCE 4-like. Lineage: Eukaryota; Viridiplantae; Streptophyta; Magnoliopsida; Solanales; Convolvulaceae. Gene Ontology annotation, biological process: regulation of DNA-templated transcription. The record is from RefSeq and is a predicted model, not a curated record. The coding region runs from base 1 to 702 and encodes 233 amino acids. The transcript has a single exon. Gene Ontology annotation, molecular function: zinc ion binding.
AUGGUGUUAAAUGAUGGCAGUCAACACAAGUAUCACGUGUGGCGGCCAGAUAUAGACAUUAUAAGGCAUGAAGUUAGUUUUAGCCCAGCCAACUUUGACAUUUCUUGUAGUUGCAAGUUGAUUUCUGAGUUGGGAAUUCUAUGCUGUCAUUGUAUACGCAUUCUUCAUGUACAUUGUGUUUCUAGUAUCCCUGACAAAUAUAUCCUUAAAAGAUGGACUAAAAAGGUUAUUGAUGGUAGGAAUGUCAACAUUGAUUCUAUGGUUUAUAAUGUUGGUGUCCCUCCUUCAAUUUGGGUUUUUGAUAUUAGUAGGAAAUUUCAAAAAUUAGUUGUUUCUAGUAAAGAUAGUAGUGUAGCUAGAAAAUUUUGUGAUGAAGCUGUUGACGAUGCAAAGAAAAAGGUUGAAGCUGAGAUUGGGUAUGUGCAUAUUGAAGAGUGUGGUGCUGCAUCUUCAAAUGGUGGUGUACAAAAUCCUUCAAGUCAGAGAUUGAAAGGUGAGCGUAAUAAAAGGAGGAGUGGUGUUAUUGAAAAGAAAUACAGUCUUGCAAGGGGAAGAAGGAGUGCUGCAAAUAAAGUUGCAUUGAGUACGAAGGGUGAUGUUCAAUCUUUGGUUUUGGAAGGCAUAUCAAAGCUUGCUGGGAUGGAUAUCUUGUACAUCCAAGUUCUUCGAGUUCAGAUUUUGUUCAGUUUAGCAAGGGUUUAG